AUGAAGCUCAACGUAGCUUUCCUCCUCUUCGGCCUUGUCAGCCUGAGCUCUGCCUCUGAAUUCCCCAAGGCGUACCUGGACGUGGCUACCUGGGGCAUUGAGGGCUACGCCAAACACAAUCCCCUCGGCAAGACCAUUGGCGGCCAGGGCGGCCACACCGUCUAUGUCUCGACGGCCGACCAGCUGGUAGCGGCCGUGUCUGGCACUACGCCCAGGAUUGUCAAGAUCAAGGGCACGAUCACUCUAAUCACGCGCCUCCCCGUCGGCCCCAACAAGUCCAUCAUCGGAAUAGGAUCGUCGAGCCAAAUCGCUGGCUACGGAUUGAACAUCUACAACACCGACAAUGUCAUUGUGCAGAACUUGAAGAUCAGCCAUAUCCUCGACAAUGAUUGCAUUACGAUCCGCAACAGCACUCGUGUCUGGAUUGACCACAACGAGUUCACCUCGGACAUCACCAAAGGGCCUGACUACUAUGAUGGCCAAGUCGAUAUCAUUCGCGCAUCUGACUGGAUAACAGUCUCGUGGAACUACUUCCACGACCACUGGAAGUCAUCGCUUGUCGGAAACGACGCCACACUCCGCGGCACCGACUUCGGACAUCUCCACGUGACGUAUCACCACAACUAUUGGCGAAACGAGGGCACUCGCGGUCCCGCCGGUCGUUUCGGCCAUCAGCACAUCUACAACAACUUGUACGAAGACUUCCUGUACCAGGCAAUUCACAGCCGGUCCGACAACCAGGUGCUCGUCGAGGGAAACGUGUUCCGCGGCAACACGACCGAGGCGCUCAGCACAUACGGCCUGGUGAUCCCAAUGGACUCUCCAAACACAUGUGUAUGCGGUGACGAAGAAUUAGACGGUUAUGCGAACCUUGGUGCGCAGAAUGACUGGGGCUCGGCCCAAAUUAACAUCACCCAGGUCGGAACCUUCUAUAAGACCAGCUACAAGUACCAAUUAACACCACUGACACUGGUUGCCAAAGUCUGCAAGGCGGGUGCUGGUGUAGGCAAGAUUAGGUAGUGAGGACGCAAAGGUUGGAUCUUUGAAGGAUGUUCUAGGUGUAAAAGCAAUUCCUUCAGCGAGGAAGAUGUUCAUUAUCCAUUCA
Messenger RNA from Ilyonectria robusta, 1105 nucleotides. Its product is annotated as polysaccharide lyase family 1 protein. The coding region runs from base 1 to 1020 and encodes 339 amino acids. NCBI's taxonomy places the organism in Eukaryota, Fungi, Ascomycota, Sordariomycetes, Hypocreales, Nectriaceae. The record is from RefSeq and is a predicted model, not a curated record. Gene Ontology annotation, molecular function: pectate lyase activity. The transcript is spliced from 3 exons.